Diversispora eburnea is the source of this 1146-nucleotide messenger RNA. The record is from the annotation of a GenBank genome assembly. NCBI's taxonomy places the organism in Eukaryota, Fungi, Glomeromycota, Glomeromycetes, Diversisporales, Diversisporaceae.
AUGAAAGAACCUUUUGUUGCUAUUGAAAUAAUCCCUACUACACCUGUUCUCAUUUUGCAUAGUGGUAAUGUUACGACGACAACUAAGCACCGAGUAACAGGUGUACUAAGAAUAGAACUUUCCAAAUCGAUAAAAGUAAAGUCGAUAUCAAUAACUUUUAGUGGAAAAUGUGUUAUAAGUUUUAGUCAUGAGACGGCAGCUCAAAAGAUGAGAUUAACGAAAAAGAUGGAAAAAAAAACCAGAGAUAAAAAAUCAGGAGAUCCACCUCGAAUUCGAAGUAGUAUGAUCAUUUUAAAUCAAACAAUUUCUUUACUUGAAGAUAAUAAUAAAAAAUGGGAACUUAUAAAAGGUGUUAAUGAAUUUCCAUUUUCCUUUGAUUUGCCGACUGAUGUACCACCUUCAAUUACGGAUUAUUUAAAUGGUUAUAUUAGAUAUAAGUUGUCAGCUAUGAUUUUACCAGCUUCAUUAUUGGGAAAAUUAUCACAAGAAAAAGUUGAUUAUAUUCUUAAAAUAAUUCGACCACGAUUAAUGAUUAAUGGAUUAAAAAGAUAUACUGGAAUGAUUGAAGAAAAGAGGAUCAAAUAUGAAUUAGAAGUACCAAAAAUGAUUAUAUUACCAAUGGAUGAUAUGGAUGCAAAAGAAAUCACUAUUAAUGCGAGGUUAAUAGUAAUGAGAGAAAUUGCAAGAAUCAAAACUGUUAGUUUAGAAAUAUCGCAAAUUUCAAAAUAUCUAUUAUCAACUUCAUCUAAUAAAGUUAUAGAAAAAACCUUUAUAACUUAUACCAAACCAGCAUCCUUAAUUGACUUUACUACCGCUCUUCCCUCAAUCACACAAGAUCAUCAUUUGACUUUAACACUUCCUUAUGUAUUGGUCUCUGAACUUUCUCCCGAUAUUUCCUCACAUAACCUUGAAAUUACUCAUAAUUUUCGAAUCACUAUAACUUUUAUGAAUAAUAGUUUAAGUCCUUGUUUCUUAAAUCCGGCAGUUACAGUGGGUUAUGUAUCUACCAAUAAACGAUUGGCUAGAAGUGUUAGUAUUAACGAAAGUCCUACUCAAGAGAUCUUAAAUGAUUUUUAUUAUCGUCGAGGAUCGGAAGGAUGGAUCUUGUAUCUCGUGUCUCUAGUUUCUCUAGUUUCGCUUCUCUAA